Molecule: messenger RNA, 3413 nt
Organism: Salmo salar (Atlantic salmon)
Lineage: Eukaryota; Metazoa; Chordata; Actinopteri; Salmoniformes; Salmonidae
Gene: lrrc75bb
Product: leucine rich repeat containing 75Bb
Source: RefSeq, a predicted model, not a curated record
AUCGUUCUCGACCUACACAUCACUACUCAAUAACCCAGCAUCAAUAACCUAGCACCCAGCAUCAAUAACCCAGCACUCUUUAAAGAAAACAGCCCAACUAAGUGAGCCAAAGCCUGCAACCCAGCAGUUGGGUCAACCAAACAACCAAGCAUUUUUGUGUGUACAAAAUGUAAAAGCAUUGAGUCAGGUCUCUCAAAUCGAGUUAGUACAUCGUGAGCUAAACAACAAAAUUAGCCUUGGACCUGCAAGAAGAGAGAGUAAUCGCGCGACUCUGAUCUGGGCAGCGUGGGUUCUGAUUGGACGCAAAGACCACGAGCUCCGUGUGAUGUUGUAUUACUGCACGAGCUCUGCUGUAGCAGUGCGUGGUUAUUACUGCAAGACGAUGGAAACUAUUUGAAGACGAAUUGCGAAUAGAAAGCUAUGCAAUACUGACGGUGUAGAAUUCAUUGCAGCCAAGCAGGUCAAACGAAUAUAAUAGAUAAUAUAGUAAUUUAUCAACCUCCGCUCAUAUCUUCUCCCUUUGUUUUCAUACUGUAAAGAUAAAAGUACAUGCGUGCGUUACUCAAUUUCCAAGUUUAGGCUACUGUGCAACUGUUAUGGCUACAUUCUGCCAAACGUUAAUGUUACAUAGUGUCAAGGAGACGUUGUUUAAGUGAAACAUUAUUCUGUGAAGUAAUGGGUUCUAAGUUGACCAGGCAGAGUAGUCUGGACCAAAUAGAAACCACAUUUUCCAAGAGGAGACGCCAGCGGCAUGACAGCUCCAGAGAAACCGAGAGGAGUGGAGGCAAUGGUGGCGGAGAGUUCUUGUUUACAUCCCUGAUUCUAAAGUCCGACAAGCUUCCAGGGAUGCUGCGAAAAACCAACCACAGCCCCUACGUGAGACGGGUGGCAUGGAUCCGGGAAAUACAGAAGCUUAUCCGAGAAGAGAAACAAGAACAAGCAGUCGAAGUGCUCAAAUUGCUAAGAAAGGACUUGGGACUCCAGGGAACAUCCCUUAAUGAUAUCCUCUAUAAGAAUGCAGCCUUUCUCAACCUGGUGGAUCCAAUCUCCCAUGAGCUCCUGCUCAGCCUGGCCAAAGACAUGCAGUGCCCAAAGAGGGAGAAGGACACCCUGAAGUCGUCCGACAAGAUCUGCAGACAGCUGAUAUUCCACCUGACCCCUCACUCCAAGUGGAUGAGACAGAGCGUGCCCAGGAGGAAGUCGCAGGCCUGUCUUAAAACCACACUGAAGAAGAAACUGACCAACGAUGUGGUCAACCUGUCUGGCAUCCCUCUAUCUGGCCGAGACGUCCACCGGGUGGCCUACUACCUCCGAAGUAACGGCGAUUCUGUGUCGGCCGUGGACCUCAGCUUCACCGAGCUGCAGGACGAGAGCCUGUGCCUGCUGCUACCCCACCUGGGCUCCAUGCCCAAACUCACCACCCUGGCCAUCAACGGCAACCGUCUGACGGUGGGCGUGCUGAAGGACCUGACGGAGAUGGUGAAGAACCCCCUGCAGUUCCCCAGCCUGGCCUGGGUGGACCUGGGCAACAACGUGGACAUCUUCACUGUGCCACAGCCUCUCCUAGUGGCCCUGCGCAGACGCUUCGGCCUCCGGAGCAGCCUGCCCACAAUCUAUGAGUACAGUGAGGUGCAGGCCUAUAGUAGUUAUACCCUGGAGACGUCUAUUGAAGAACCCAGCCUGUAUGAAGAGGAGGAGGGGGGAAAGAGGGAGGAGGAGGAGGGGGAAGAGAAUGAGGAUAAGCUGGAGUUGGAGGCGUGGGGUGUUGGGGAGAAGCUUGGGGGGAAGGUUGUAUCCACGAAUGUGGCUCUGCACUACUGUGAGAGGUGAAUGGUCAGAGCCAGCAUUGUGUAUUGACAAAUCUUUGUACCCUACUGUACCCUCACCUUGCCCUGAGUCCUGCCUCCCGUGUCAGCAUGCGUCAUCAUGACAGGAGAAGCUUGGGGUCACCAAUUUCAUAAAACACCCACUAGGAGAAAACACUGUGUUGUGUUGUCCCUUUGUAUGUUCCGAUUGCAGAGAGCUAAAGACAGUUUCAGGAAAAUGUACAGUUCUUUUGUUGGUACAGACAUUGGUAUCCUAGGCACUGCAGUGACGUUGUUACUGUGUCGUCCUCCGAAUGUCAUUAUUUAUGAGCAAAGGAAUCUUAAACAACAGGAACAAGACAGAUUAGAUUUCACCUGACUGUUUUGGCUUUCUAAUGUCGAGUACUUUUUUUCUAAUGUAUUGAGGUACUUUCAUGUAGCACAUGCAGACUGGAUCACACAGUGGGAGGGUUUGUUUGCAUAAAUAUGCUGCUGUGUUUUAUUGCACAACACACAACAUUGACUAAACGCUGUUUUCAGAACAGAUGGUUUUAAUUCACCAGAAUCCCAUUCAUCAAAGAAGAGUUAUUAUUUUCUAAGUAGAGCAGCCCCGGUGAGGCUGUGAACGUCUGAGUGAGCCUCAGCCGGCGAGUUCUGGGUCGGGCUGCCCUGGCCUGGGAGCUGGGGAGAGGACACCCAGUCUGUCUGUCUGGGAGGGUUUGGGUCGGGCUGCCCUGGGCUGGGAGCUGGGGAGAGGACACCCAGUCUGUCUCUCUGGGAGGGUUUGGGCAGCUGAUGAACUGAUUGCCUCCUCUGUCAGGUCGUGUUAGAGGUGACCAGAGACAGAUGCUGAGGAGAUUAACCAUUUUUCUCAUAGCAAAACGGAAUGAUCUCUCGAGUGCAUCUUCCACCGUUGGUUAUGUGGAAGAUUAUAUUUGUGAAUCGUACCAUAUAUAAAUAAAAUGUGCCCUACUUGUUCAAAUGAAAGGCAAAAAUAUUGAGAUGAUGAAUGAAUUUGUUUUUUGUUUCCUCUGUACUGCUGUUUGCGCAUAAUAUGAGGAUCAGAAGAAGCAUGUUACAGGUGUCCAUCACCUGUUCUCUUUAGACGUUCUGUUCAGUGUUUAUUUUGAGCAUUAUUUUCUAUCUUUUUUUUAACUGACAUGACUGUUUACUGCAGCUCAACAAUAGUCUGCAGAGAUAAAGUUUUAAAUAAAUUAUUUAUAUUGUGUGUGUGUGUACUUGUUUGUGCACUCGUGUGGUUGUCUAUGCGUGUCUGUGUGCACAGUUGUGUGGGUGUGGAUGUAUGUGUUUGUGAGUGCUCUGGAAUUACCUGGUGUCCUCUAGAAACUGUUGUUUACUCGUUCGCACUUUGAAUACAAGUACAAGUCAAUGCCUGUUUAGACUGGCUCUAUCCAGUCACAACUCUCUAAAUGAAUGUCCACCAGAAUGAAUUGAUCUUCAUCCAAACCGCUAUAGUCACUAUGGCUUCCAACAUACUGCAUUUGUCUCUGCUUCCCACCUCAGUCUACUCUACAGUAACAAAUGAUAGAAUACAUGUUAUGACUGUUCUUGCUUACUGUAACAAAAUAAAUACAUGUCACAAUUCCA